Molecule: messenger RNA, 5790 nt
Organism: Drosophila busckii
Lineage: Eukaryota; Metazoa; Arthropoda; Insecta; Diptera; Drosophilidae
Product: mucin-5AC
Exons: 4
Coding region: 1-5679 (1892 amino acids)
Molecular function (GO): serine-type endopeptidase inhibitor activity
Source: RefSeq, a predicted model, not a curated record
AUGGCCAACGAAUUGAGUGGCAGUGCAGCAGCAGCAGCAGCAGCUGGGGCAUCAAAGAAAGUCAUCGGUUCCAGUAUACACUCCUCCGUUGCGGUGGUGCUCGAUGGCAAUGAGCCGCAGUUUACAGACGCUGUGGGUCAUAAAGUGCCCAAGCCGCAGCCCUCACUGCAGGUGGCCAGUCCCAUAGAUUUGCUUAAUCCCGAUCGCUAUGAGUUCUACACAUUCGAUGAGCAUGGCGAGCUGAUCAAACGUCUAAUGACUAUGCAGGAAAUACAAAGCAUUGUAGCCAAUGGCGAUGGUGAAGGACCUUCGAUAAUACACAAUGCGCCGUUGCCACAGGCAGCGCCGGAGAAAAAUGUGCAGGACAUUGUGCAAAGCGUGCAGAGUGUGCUCAACAAACAGGUGGCUGCCAACAGCAGCAACAUUGAGCUGCUGCCUGUGCUGGAUACACCAGAUGUUAGCAGCUCCUGGUCGCUAAUACUGCCUGCCAUAUUCGGCAAUACAGGCGGCGAUAUUUUUCCACAGCAGCGACCACAGCAAAUUGUUAUGACGCCCGAAUCGGAGUUGCUGGAGAGCAGCACUACACCACGCGCUACCAAGAAACCCAAGCCCGCCAAACGCAAGCCUGGCAAUAAGCGCAAAACCACCAGCAGUCCCAGCACACAAAUGACGCCGCAGCAGGUGCAGGAGGAACUCGAUCCCAUGGAGUCUGUCUAUACGGGCAUGCAGCAAUAUCAGCAAGCAGCAGCGCAUUUGCAUGACUUUGAUGUGGCGCAAAUCCAGCCCAUCUAUCAAAAGCUGCCCAGCAGCAGCAGCAGCACCACCGCCAAGCCAGAGACAACCACACGACGCAUUCAGCAGCAAGCAGCAGUCAGCAGCAGCGUUAAGAAGCCUGGCAAUGUGCAACGCAAGCCAACGCAGCCGCAACGCGUUAAGAAACCCAGCAGCAGCAGCAACAGUCACAUCACCAACAUAACUGCAACUGGCAACAAGCAUAAGCUAAAGAAGAAGCCAACAGCAGCGCCAGCAACAACUACAACAACAACAACAGCUAUACCCACAACAGUUAGCACCACAACAACAACAGCAGCACCCGUCAUAACUGUCGAACUUGCAACAGCAACAACAUCGCCGCCCACAGCUACAACGCAUAAGAAACGCAAGCGCAAGCCCACGCGCACACCUGGACAGUCUAGCAGCAGCAGCAGCAGCACUAGCACCACCAGCCAAAAGCCUACAAAGUCCAAGCGCAAGCCCACAGGCAAGCCCAAAGUGCCAGCAACACAGCAGCAGCAGCAGCAACAGCAGAGCACGCAAAAGCCAGCGCGUCCACAUAGACCGCAUAAGAAGCCCAGGCCCACAAAGCUAACAGCAACAGCAGCGCCAACAACAGCAGCAACAACAACAACAACAACAGCAGCGCCAGCAAGCACAAGCGAGGCAACAACAGCAGCAGCAGUAGAAGUAGCAGCAACAGUUGAAGAAUCACAUGUUAUUGAGCAUGAUCCACCAACAGCGCAUCAUACAACAACAACAACAGCAGCACCAGAGCACAGCAGCACUACAACAACUACAGCACAGCAGCAACAUGGCAAGCCAGUGCAUAGCAACAUUGCUGAAACAGCUGUGCAACAUACUUUGUUGCAUACACAAAACUACGGCAUGGUCAACACUUUAGCAACAACCACUAGCAGCACCACCACCACCAGCACCACACAUGCGCCUGUUUAUCCUGUGCCUGCCUAUGAUACAGAAGCUACAGAGAAUCAAGCUAGUUUUGUUGCUGCUGAGGCGCCCGAGUCGCCUUAUAAACAAGCAGCGCUGCCUAGUUUAGCGCAGCUGCAGCAGCAAUUGCAAGCCAGCAGCACAACGCCAGCAGCAACAGCGCAGCUUACUGUCGAUCAGCUGCACUCAAUGGAUCAAAUAGUGCAAAGUCUAACGCAGCAGCUGCUGAGCAGCGAUAAGCCCAAGGAGCCAGUUAAAUAUGAUAGCGCGGACAGUCAGGAGCAAAUGGAAACGCUGGCGGCAAAGAAAAAAAUAGCGCUGAGCACAACAACAACAAGCACAACAACAACUGCCAAGACAACAACAACAACAACAACAGCAGCGCCACUGAUGAGCACAACAAAGCCGCUGUUAGCCAACUAUGGCGGCAGCACUUUGGCUACAAUGCUGGAUGAUGAUGAAGACACAAGCGUAAGCAAUGAAGCCACCGAAUCAACUGACAAGCAAACACAAAUGGAAACAACGCUAAGCAGCAUGGAAUUAUCGCCUGAGCAGCCAACGCCAGUGGUGCUUAUAACAGCCAGACCGCAAUACUUUACAACACACACAGCAACGCCGCCAGCAGCAGCAGCAGCAACAGCAGCAGCCACAACAGCAAUGGAGCCCGAGACAACAGAACUGCCAGCACAUAUGACAACGCCCAUGGCUGCCUAUGAAGAGGCUGAAACUGAAGCUGAUUUGAGUGCUACAAGCAAACCUGAUGCAGCUGAAGAAGAAGCACAGCAUGUGGUCAAGUUUGAGCCGCUCUAUGCUGAGCUUGCCGAGCCUUUGGUUACCGAUAUAACUGAGCUGCCCACAACUGAGCAGCAGCAGCAGCAGCAGCAAGAAACAACCGAAUUGGCGCCACGUUUGCCUGUAAGCGAAAGCAGUACCACUUUAGCGGAUGAUGAUGACGACAGCACUGAGGUGACACCCAUGAUUGCUAAUCUAGUGCAGCAACUGAAUCUGGAGGUGCUCAAGCCUACAGAUCAAAUACUUAUGGGCAACUUCCAAGAGCAGGCAGCAACUGUUGCUUCAACGCUUGUGGACGGCAGCAAUACGCUUGUGUCCGAAAUCUACAUGAACUCUAAUGAAACCAAGGAUGAGCUUGAAUUUCUAAUGUCCGAUGUUAUACAACAAAUAACGCAAGAUGCGCAGCCCGACGACUCGCAGCGUCUGAGCGGCUAUGCGCAGCUUAAUGCAACAUUUUUAAUGCCAGCAGCCAAGCCAGCAGCAAGCAUGGAGCCGGAGAUAAGCGCAACGACAGCAGCAGCGGAAAUGACAACGAUAAUACCAAGCAAUGAGGAGCUCAUCAAACAGGAAACUGCUUACCUGAGCACACAGACGACAACUGAAGCGACGACGACGGCAGAGUUGGAGAGCACUACAACAGCGCUGCCCGUGCUAUCGCUAUCACAAAUUUAUGCACAGCAGCAACAGCAGGACGAUGAUGAGCAGCAGCUGUUUGAGCUGCAGCAGCUGGAGACUGGCAGCAAACAGGAAGUUAAGCAGCCAGCAGCAGCAGCAGCAACAACAGCAACUGAAACAAGCAGCGAACAGCAGUCGUGGGAGCAGAGCACUGAAACUACGCUGACUAGCGAGGAGACAACAGCUAGCAGCAGCCAGGAGCAGCAGCAGCCCGAGUUGCUGACAAAUGCUUACAACGAGCAAAUGCAGACAACAGCAGCGCAGGAGCAGCAGCAAACCGAAAAGAGUGCAGAGCAAACACAAAACGUUGAAGAUAGCGCCACCAAUGCAGCACAGCUGCAGCCACAAUAUGCAGCAACAGCAGCAGCAGAGGAUGCAACAGCGGAGCAGCAGCAGCAGCAAGCGACAACGGACAGCGUUGAGCUGACCAGCGAUGUGUCCGAAUCCGACAUGAGCUACAGCACAGAGCAGCAAACCGAAAAGCUUGAGCUGAGCACCGUGAAAACAUUGGCGCUGAAUGAGGAAACAGUAGAGGAAAUUAGCGACGAGUUAACAGCAACACUUACAGAUGAGCAGGCAACAGCAGAGCAGCAAGAGGAAACAACAAGUGCGCAAAAGUUUGAGCUGCAUGCAGAGGAGGAUGCGUAUGUUAAGCUGGGAGAAACAACAGCAAGCGUAGUGCGACCGCAGCAGCAGCAGCAGCCACAGCUAAGCUAUGGCCAGCAGCCUAUAGAGCAAGCAGAUGAGGAGGAUGAAGAUGAUCAAGCAAGCUAUGCGCCAAGCAGCAGCAGCACAGCAGCAACUACAACAACAACAACUGCAACACCAACAACCAAACGCUUGCAUACGCUUAAGCCAGUUUCUUAUUAUGUGCAGCCAACGCUUUUCGGCGGCUACAAUCAAUUAACGCUGGACAGCAACAAGCCGCUCACUUACACAGCCAACAGCAAUACACAGCAGCGACCAGUGCAGCGUCCAGCUGCUUUAAGCAAUUUAAUGGCAGCUGCUACGCAAGCAACGCGUCCACCUGUAAAGCUUGAGCCCAGUCCGCUUAGCUCACAGGGGCUGGAAGCUUCCACACUGCGUUUGGAUGAAGAUGUGCUGGGCUUUGCGCGUUUGUGCAAUGAGCUCGCCUUUAGCUAUUGGCGCGCCAUUACCUCGGAGAAGAUUAGCUCAGCCAGAAGUUUGGUUAUCUCACCAUUCGCUUUAACUUCAAUGCUUUCCAUGAUGUUUUUGGGCGCACGCGGCAGCACUUCAGGUGAAAUGAAUGAAGUGCUUAAGCUAGACGAUAUGGUUAGCUUUAAUCCGCAUCUUAUACUACGCAACAUCACCAAUGCUGUGGAGCAGGCAAGCGAUGCUGAUAUAGCAACCGCUGCCUUUGUGCGCGAAAUCUUUAGCGAUCGCAGCAAUGGCAAAAUAUUGCCUUUCUUCAAAGAGAAAACGCAGCAGUUCUAUGGCGGCCAUGUGGAGGAGGUUAACUUCCAUGUGGUCAACGAUAUUGUUAGACGACGCACAAAUCUUUUGGUCAAACGUCACACCAUGGGCAAAGUGCUGGAAUAUUUGCGCACCAAUAGCGUUUGGGUCAAUGGCCCGCUGGCUACAGUCUCCGCUAAUCUUUAUCAAACCGACUGCAGUCGCGGCAGCACCAAUGAGCGCGAUGGCGAAAUGUUCUUCCAGGUGAAUCCUACAGUGCGUCAGCGUCGUCUGGUGCCCAUACCCGCUGUGCUCUAUCGCGCUGGCUUUACUGCUGGCUAUGAGCCGCAGCUGGAUGCCACAAUUGUUGCCUUUGGACGCAUACAAGAUACAGUUAGCACUAUUUAUGUAAUGCCAGGACAUCAGAGCUCGGUGGCGCCUACAGACAAUCUGGAUAGACUGGAGCGUCAGCUAAUGGAGCAAGCGUUUGGUCAGUCGCAGCUUUGGAGCAAGCUGCUUACCGCUCUAAUGGAGCGUCCUGGCAUGGAAGUGCAGCUGCCACGCUUUUCACAUCGCUCCUUUGUUAAUGCCACUUUAGGCUUGCAGAAAUUGGGACUCAAGGGACUCUUCCAGUCCGACUUUGCUGAUCUGCGUGGUCUCACCGGCGCUGGCAAUCGCGAUAUUUAUCUUUCCGACAUGAUUCAAAUCAAUACGUUUAGCACUUGCGGCGAGUCCAAAAUAUCCGAUCAUCAUCAUGUUGAAAUGUAUCCUGCGCCGCCGCUGCGCAAGCGCAACAAGGAUGUCGAGGCGCACGAUGAGGAUGAAUAUGAUUCGUCUGAGGCAAUUGUUGACUUUGGCUCGCUGGUGCAGGAGUCUUCGCUUGGACGUGGCUUCUACGAUGAUUUGCUGGAUCCCAAGUACUUGGAGCUGCCGCUGCCUUUGCGUCCGCGUCAGGCGCGCGUGCCCGAUGCGCCGCGACUGCGCUUCGACAAGCCUUUCCUCUACUUUGUGCGCCACAAUCCCACGGGCAUGCUGCUCUUCAUGGGUCGCUUCAAUCCGCGCCUGUUGCCCUAAGCAGUUGACUACUUAGCAAAAAAGUUAGCCCAAAUAGCAAACUACAUUUUUUUAACCAACUUGAACAAACUGCCUGCAAUUAAGUUAAACUUAUUUUUAAUGCUACCACUU